This is a messenger RNA of Cantharellus anzutake, 774 nucleotides long. RefSeq lists its product as uncharacterized. The record is from RefSeq and is a predicted model, not a curated record. The coding region runs from base 1 to 774 and encodes 257 amino acids. The transcript is spliced from 6 exons. Lineage: Eukaryota; Fungi; Basidiomycota; Agaricomycetes; Cantharellales; Hydnaceae.
AUGACUCGAGGACACUUGAAAGACUUAUUCUCGCCAGUUUUCUGGGCAACAGAUAAGGCGAAGUACUACUGGGGAGUUGUGGCAAAAAUGGACAUGGCAGCGCAAGUUCGCCUUAUGGAGGCACAUGCAAUCGGCACAUUAGACAGUGUGGCGAAAGCCUACACAGCGAAAGCCAGGAACAUGCGCUCCGAAAUGGCCGAGAUAACCAGAGAGAGUCUCCACGAAUUGACUGGGAAGCCAAGAUUAUCGAUGGAAUGGGUGCCAGCAAACUAUUUGAAACUCACUAUCAAACAUUGUGUCGCGAUUGACAUGACCAAUUACCCAGAUGGCAAACUGAUCGAACCAAAGCUUGCUAACGUCGAUCACUUGCGCCAGGUACUCGAUGGAUGGAAGAAUAACAAGAUCAAGUGGGUCAAAUUAACCGAUGAACAGGUGGAAGAGAGGUGUGAGGAGCUCGCUGCACUUACCUCUACUGGCGCCGAAGUAGCAUCCACGCCGAGUUCCGGGGUCACAGAUGGCAGGGUUGGAGAGGAAGGCCUAAGGUCAUCUGUGAAUGUCAGUUCCGGAUCGACGGCCCCAGCUACCUCCCUAUCGCCUUCCCAGUGUGACGCCACCCAGAUUCCAACCCAACCGCCAGCAGAGGAAAGCGGACAAGCGGUGACCGCCAUUCGAGGUCGCAAACGUAAAGCCACGCAAAGUUCUGAACCGCGAAAGAAGAAACAACCCACAUCUGCUGGCAUGGCAGGCUCACAGCUUGGAAGAGAGUCAGGAUAA